Messenger RNA from Solanum lycopersicum (tomato), 1678 nucleotides. RefSeq names its product probable isoprenylcysteine alpha-carbonyl methylesterase ICMEL2. The record is from RefSeq and is a predicted model, not a curated record. Gene Ontology annotation, molecular function: lipase activity. Lineage: Eukaryota; Viridiplantae; Streptophyta; Magnoliopsida; Solanales; Solanaceae.
GAAUUGUAGCAGUAAUAGAUACAGGGAAAAGUAGUAUGCCUGGAGUCAUAGAACCGUUAGCAAGUGAAUAUGAUGUGUCACCUGAAAUUUUUAUAUAUAUCCCGCCAAACUUCACCUUCUCCGGCUCACCAGGCUACAAUAAUCUUCUCACUUGUUUUACCUUUUUGGUAAAAUUUGAGAUCUCAUCGGAAUUUUGCAUGCUUUCGCCGCCGAUAUGGAGAAUCAAGGGGAUACUGGUCAGUUACUAGCUAGGGCUUCUACUUUACCAAAUUUGCCUUCAAUUCCAUAUAAUUACCAGCGGAGGAGAAAACCAUUGACCAAAACUAAGUCCAGGCCUCCAAUGUUGAAUCAUCAAGGAUCCUUUAGUCGUGAAAUUGGACACGCUGCUGCUGAGACCUAUUUGAUUACUCGAUUAAGUUUCAACCUUAUUAGUUAUCUCGGGUUAGGUUAUCAAUGGAUUACAAGAUUUUUGGGUCUUGCAUUAUAUGCAAUGCUACUUAUGCCUGGUUUUAUUCAAGUUGCAUUUUAUUAUUUCUUUUCACCACUGGUCCGGCUAAGUGUUGUCUAUGGUGAUCAGCCGAGGAAUAGGUUGGACUUAUAUCUACCAGCAAAGAUAGACAGCCCAAAGCCAGUUGUGGUAUUUGUAACAGGUGGAGCAUGGAUUAUUGGAUACAAGGCCUGGGGUUCUCUGUUGGGAAAGCAAUUAUCAGAACAUGACAUUAUAGUGGCAUGCAUUGAUUACAGAAACUUUCCACAGGGAACAAUAGGAGAUAUGGUGGAAGAUGUGUCUCAAGGAAUCUCAUUUAUUUGCAGCAGCAUCGCUGAUCAUGGUGGUGACCCAAAUAGGAUUUAUCUCAUGGGUCAAUCUGCUGGUGCACAUAUCUCUUCUUGUGUUCUUGUGAAGCAGGCGAUCAAAGAAUCUAGAGGAGAAACUGUUUCUUGGAGCACCUCCCAAAUAAAAGCUUUUUUUGGUUUGUCAGGCGCGUAUAAUUUGCCCAAUUUAGUUGAUCAUUUCAAUAACAGAGGGUUAUAUCGCUCAAUUUUCUUGAGUAUAAUGGAAGGGGAGGAGUCAUUGCAAAAAUUCUCGCCUGAAAUUAUGGUACAGGAUCAGAUCUCUAAAGCUGCUGUUUAUUUGCUGCCUCACAUUAUCCUAUUUCACGGUUCUUCAGAUAGCUCCAUUCCAUCGGAUUCAAGCAAAGCAUUUGUAGAUACACUUCACAGAGUGGGAGUUCAAGCUGAAUCAAUUUUGUAUGAUGGAAGAACUCACCUGGAUUUAUUCCUUCAUGAUCCUCUAAGAGGUGGUGGUAAAGAUGACCUUUUUGACUAUAUAGUAUCAUAUAUACAUGCUAACGACAAAGAAGCUCUCGCUAAGGAUGCUAUGGCACCUCCUAGAAAGCGGCUUGCUCCAGAAAUCUUGAUAAAGUUAGCUCGCAGGAUCAGCCCUUUCUAAUUCUGCAGAAAAUUGUUUUAUCUUCCCAGUUCAUUCUAGGUUAUACAUGAUGGUGAAAAGAAGCUGUUGCUAAUCUUCAAUUAUUGUACCCUGGUAUCUGUUGAUAUCCAUCCCUCUUGUGUUCAUAAUAAUGUCUUAAUGUGACAUUGUAUAUAUUCAAAUUGCAUGACAUUGUACAAAUAAUCGAUCGACUCAUCUCUCAGUUUUAAAUUAUUUUGUGUUCACUUG